This is a messenger RNA of Ilex paraguariensis (yerba mate), 1626 nucleotides long. NCBI's taxonomy places the organism in Eukaryota, Viridiplantae, Streptophyta, Magnoliopsida, Aquifoliales, Aquifoliaceae. The record is from the annotation of a GenBank genome assembly.
UGAGAAUUUUCAUUUUGGAAUUUGAUUUUCGAUUCAAAAACAGAGAGAAAUUGAAGCAAACAAUGGAGUGAUUUUAUACAUGUCAUGGGUCAGAAGGCGGAUCAGUGAACACUGAUGUCAUUGUUCUGGAUAAUCUCUCGUCAACUCGCAGAGAUUGAAGCCAUGGCUACUUCAAAGAAGGUAAUAACAAGGGAGGAGUGGGAGAAAAGACUUAAUGAUGUAAAGAUUAGGAAAGAAGAUAUGAAUAAAUUGGUGAUGAACUUUCUUGUCACAGAGGGUUAUGUUGACGCAGCGGAGAAGUUCAGAAUGGAAUCGGGGACAGAACGUAUCCUUCUUCAUUUUCUAAUCAGGGCAUUUCAUGUUCCUUUUAAUGAUUAUGCCUUGCUGGCAUGGUGUACUUUUAUCUUCCAAGCAGACAUAGAUCUUGCAACUAUCACAGAUCGUAUGGCAGUUAAGAAGGCAGUCCAGUGUGGGAAUGUUGAGGAUGCAAUCGAAAAAGUUAAUGAUUUGAACCCCGAGAUAUUGGAUACAAAUCCCCAACUCUUUUUCCAUCUCCAACAGCAAAAGUUGAUAGAAUUGAUUAGGAAUGGUAAGGUGGAAGAGGCUUUGGAGUUCGCCCAGGAGGAGCUUGCUCCAAGGGGAGAGGAAAAUCAAAGCUUUUUAGAAGAAUUAGAAAGGACAGUUGCACUACUGGCUUUUGAAGAUGUUGCCAACUGCCCUGUUGGAGGGCUUCUGGACAUAUCACAGCGCCUAAAGACAGCCAGUGAGAUCCAUGAGAAUUAUGGAGCUGUUACAUUUGGCAGAAAUGUUGAAAAGUGCCUUGCUUUUUGUAAUUUGGCUACAAGAUCACGAUUGGCACAUGCUACUUCAAAGAAGGUAAUAACAAGGGAGGAGUGGGAGAAAAGACUUAAUGAUGUAAAGAUUAGGAAAGAAGAUAUGAAUAAAUUGGUGAUGAACUUUCUUGUCACAGAGGGUUAUGUUGACGCAGCGGAGAAGUUCAGAAUGGAAUCGGGGACAGAACGUAUCCUUCUUCAUUUUCUAAUCAGGGCAUUUCAUGUUCCUUUUAAUGAUUAUGCCUUGCUGGCAUGGUGUACUUUUAUCUUCCAAGCAGACAUAGAUCUUGCAACUAUCACAGAUCGUAUGGCAGUUAAGAAGGCAGUCCAGUGUGGGAAUGUUGAGGAUGCAAUCGAAAAAGUUAAUGAUUUGAACCCCGAGAUAUUGGAUACAAAUCCCCAACUCUUUUUCCAUCUCCAACAGCAAAAGUUGAUAGAAUUGAUUAGGAAUGGUAAGGUGGAAGAGGCUUUGGAGUUCGCCCAGGAGGAGCUUGCUCCAAGGGGAGAGGAAAAUCAAAGCUUUUUAGAAGAAUUAGAAAGGACAGUUGCACUACUGGCUUUUGAAGAUGUUGCCAACUGCCCUGUUGGAGGGCUUCUGGACAUAUCACAGCGCCUAAAGACAGCCAGUGAGGUGAAUGCAGCCAUUCUUACUAGCCAAAGUCAUGAAAAAGAUCCAAAACUUCCGAGCUUAUUAAAGAUGCUUAUAUGGGCCCAAAGCCAACUUGAUGAGAAAGCUGCUUAUCCUCGCAUAAGUGAUUUAUCUACUGCCAUUCUUGAAGAUCCUGCUGUCUGA